AUGGCCGCGCCUCAGUAUUUUUACCAGACCUUAGAUCGCUUGAUGGAUCUCAGACUCGAAGCCGCUUUAGAGACCAUGUUGGAAACUUACGAGGAGUUGGUAGACCAAAUGAUGAUGGCUUCUCUCGCAUAUCAGUUCCGGUUCCCUUUAACCAGUCGAGUCUCGCAUGCAGUCCUUUUCAGGACUUUACCUUCACGGAUUUUGUCAUUGCUGGAGGGCAGGUGGAUCGUUGGGAGCGCGGCACUAGACCGCCGUGAUGCUCUUGUUUUCACUACGCUGCGAGGAUGUUCUUGCAGUCGAGACUUGCUUCCAGAACAAUUACUCCGGGCACUUCUCUGCACCAACACAUGCGCCAAAUGA
Gregarina niphandrodes is the source of this 360-nucleotide messenger RNA. RefSeq lists its product as hypothetical. NCBI's taxonomy places the organism in Eukaryota, Apicomplexa, Conoidasida, Eugregarinorida, Gregarinidae. The transcript has a single exon. The record is from RefSeq and is a predicted model, not a curated record. Bases 1 to 360 code for a protein of 119 amino acids.